This is a messenger RNA of Effrenium voratum, 1797 nucleotides long. The record is from the annotation of a GenBank genome assembly. Lineage: Eukaryota; Dinophyceae; Suessiales; Symbiodiniaceae.
AUGAUUCCGGACAAGUUUCCGGACCGGCUGAUCAAUGUCGGUAUCGCAGAGCAGAACAUGGUUGGUGUUGGCGCCGGCCUUGCCAACGGUGGCAAGACGCCUUUCGUUUGCGGUGCCUCACCGUUCCUGACCGGCCGCGCGCUGGAACAGAUCAAAGCGGAUGUGGCCUAUUCGGAAGCCAACGUCAAACUCGUGGGCAUCAGCGCCGGCAUGGCCUAUGGAGAAUUGGGCGCAACGCACCAUUCGAUUGAAGAUUUCGCAUGGAUACGCGCCCUGCCGAAUGUACCGGUGAUUGCCCCGGCGGACCGCAUUGAAACCGCCGCUGCGGUGAAAUGGGCGAACAGGCUGCGCGAGGGUGGUGAUGUCACCCUGAUUGCCAAUGGUGUCCUGGCACACCGUGCCUUGAACGCAGCACAGUUGCUGGCGGACCAUGGUACGACGAAUUCGAAGGCGAUCUUGAUUGAUGAGAACGGCAGCAUCAUCGCGAGCGGAUCCGCGCCUGUUCCUAUCGAACAUCCAAAACCGGGCUGGGUGCAACAAGACGCCAAUGCGAUAUGGCAGGCGACACAACAGGCUGUCGCAAGUUGCCUGAACAAGGCGCCCGACGCUGAAGUCACAGCCCUGGGCAUUUCAAACCAGCGUGAAUCCAUCCUGGCCUGGGACAAGAGAACCGGUGAGCCCAUCGGGCCCGUCAUCACGUGGCAAUGCCGCCGCACGGCGGAGGAAUGUGACACGUUGAAAGCCGACGGGCACGAGGCCGACGUGAUCACCCGAACCGGCUUGCCUCUUGAUCCGCUCUUCCCCCCACCAAGGCGGCCUGGUUGCUACGGCAUUAUCCGCGCGCUCCACGUCACCGACAGUUCCAACGCUGCCCGGACACAAUUGUACAAUCUGGCCGAGGCACGAUGGGAUCCUGCAUUGUGUGACUUGUUCGGCAUCGAUCAAGACAUGUUGCCGGCAGUGCAUGACUCGUCCCAUGUCUUCGGGAAAACACAAGGCGCUGAAGUCAUCCCGGACGGCAUUCCAAUCGCCUCGGCGAUCGGGGAUUCCCAUGCUGCCCUGUUCGGUCAUGGAGCGUUUGCCAUCGGCGAUGGAAAAAUAACCUUCGGUACCGGGUCGUCCGUAAUGACUACGGUGUCGGAAUUUCUUGCUCCGCCACAAGGCAUUACGACAACAAUCGCAUGGUCGAUCAACAAGGUCCCAACCUUCGCCUUUGAAGGCAACAUCCUGGUGAGUGCGUCGAUCCUGCCCUGGACGGCAGAACUCCUGGGCCUGAAAAGCGUCGAUGAGUUGCUGGAUCUUGCUGCAACCGUCUCUGACACGAAGGAAGUUGCGUUGGUGCCGGCCCAUGUGGGACUGGGCUCGCCCCACUGGGAUUCGCAUGCACGAGGGCUGAUCAGCGGACUGUCGUUUGCAGCCGGCCGGGAACAUGUGGCAUUGGCUGCCGUCCAGAGCAUGGCCUUUCAGGUCUGCGAUGUCCUUGCAAUCAUGGAAGACACGUCCAGCAAUAUUGGACACCUUUAUGUCGACGGAGGACCAAGCGGAAAUCCCUUCCUGAUGCAAAUCGUGGCCGACCUGACAAAACGGCCGGUCCUGCCGGGCACCGAUACCGAGCUUUCCGCACUGGGAGCCGCCUAUCUGGCGGGCCUGGCGACUGGAUUCUGGCCCGAUUUCGACGCGAUUUCAAAACUCCCUCGUCACAAGGCGGAGAUUCCGCCCCGCAUGCCACCGGGCGACCGCGACGCGCUCAUCGCGAUGUGGAGAAACGCGAUUGCCCGCAGCACUCUUAGAGUGUAG